Molecule: messenger RNA, 4344 nt
Organism: Orycteropus afer afer
Lineage: Eukaryota; Metazoa; Chordata; Mammalia; Tubulidentata; Orycteropodidae
Source: RefSeq, a predicted model, not a curated record
AUGUCGGACUCGCGGGCCUCAGAAGCUGCAGCCGACCCGGGCCCGCGAGCCCUCAGGAAGUCCUUGUCUGAGCUGCUGGCGGGAAGGGUUAAAAAGCGAAAAUGCAGUCCUGAGAGGCGACAGGAGGUAAAGGCAGCUGCCGUGCACCUGCUGAGAAGCCACCUAAACCUGGACGACCUUCUGCUUGAGGUUGAAGGUCCACAGAGUGAAAAAUUGUGUCUCAGCAAAUUGGUGGGUUAUGACAGUCCUGAGGCCUACACUAAUCCUUCUGAUGCAUUCGUAGGCUCUGCUUUGCAGGAUCAAGCCUUGAGCCUAGGGGUUCCAGUGGGAAUCCUGUCAGCCAGAAUGACCGCCUCCACCAUUGGAGAGAUAUGUGAGGCUGCAGGGACGUCCAGUCCCACUGUGCUGCUCAGCUCAGAGCAGAGGAAGAAACUGUCUUCCUUGCUAAGGAUUGCUCAGUACUUGUUGGCAAAUGGUAUGUUCUGCCGUCUCUCCUUCUGUCACGAAUUAUGGAAAGUACAGAAUUCUUUGGUGCUUGAAGCUGUGUGGCAUCUUCAGAUACAAAACAUUGUGAGCCUACAAGAGCUGCUGGAAAGGCACUCAGACAUGCAGGUCCUGGAGGUCUGGCUGUGCAGGAGCCUGGCCCUUCUGUGUAAGGAGGUGGAAGCACCAAGUCUGUCCGCUGAUGUCGCCAGGGCUGUGCUUGCUGAUUUUUUACGGAUGCUUGUUUUGAGGGGAUUUCAGGAAAAGUCGGAUCUGAGAAGAAAUGUGGAGCAGGAGAAGCUGCCCCAGGUCGCUGUCACCGUCCUGCAGAGCCUGCUGAACACUGCCCUCGAAGCUCUGGCUGCUGACAAGCAGGAAGUAUCUGUGGCACCUGGGCCUGCACAGUGCUGGCUCAGCUUGUUCAGCGGACACACAUACUGCAGUGUAAUCGCAACAGAGGCUCCAAAGAGGUUUUUCACUCACACCCUGACGCAGAUACUCACCCAUAACCCUGUGCUGAAAGCAUCAGACGCCAUCCAGAUGCAGAGGGAAUGGAGCUUUGUGAGGACCCCCCCUCUGCUCACCAGCCUGUACCGCAAGCUCUUUGUGGUGCUGAGUCCCGAGGAGCUGCUCAGCUGCUUGCAGGAGGUUCUGGACACGCGUGAGGUGAACUGGCGGCACGUACUCUCCUGCGUGUCCACCCUGGUCAUCUGCCUCCCAGAUGCACAGCAGCUGGUCAGAGACUGGGUGGCCCACUUGGUGGCCGGCGCCUUUGAGAGGUUCGACCUGGAGAGCUUAGUUCCUGCCUUCCUGAUCGUGCGCCAGGCUGCACUGGAGGGCCCCACUGUGUUCCCACCGUAUGUGGACUGGUUCAAGGUUACCUUUGGCAGUGCCCGUAGUCCCCACUGCCGCAGCAAGAAGGCACUGGUAUUCCUCUUCACGUUCCUGUCAGACCUUGUGCCGUUUGAGGCCCCCCAGUACCUGAAGGUACAUGUGCUCCAUCCACCCCUGGUCCCAGAGCGGCUGCGCCCCUUGCUCACUGACUACGUCACACUGGCUCGGACGCGGCUGGCCGACCUUGAGGUUUCCGUAGAAGACAUGGGGCUCUACGAGGACCUGUCAUCAGUGGGCGGUGCCACAGAGCCCCGCAGCCAGGCCCUUCAGGACGUGGAGAAGGCCCUUGAGGUGUUUGCGCAUACAGGGAAGAUCCCGGCCGCUGUGAUGGAGGCCAGCAUAUUCAGGAGGUCCUACUACCUGUCCUACUUCCUUCCCGCCCUGCUCAUGCCACGCGUGCUGCCCAAGAGUCCUGACCCCCGUUUGGCCCUCAUUGAGGCCCUGAAGAGAGCAGAUAAAAUCCCUCUGUCGGUAUACUCAGACUACCGUCAAGCCUGCUGUGCUGCUGAGGAGAAGAAGCCAGAAAGUAAGCUGGGGCUUAAGGCGGAGCCUGGCUGUGCCAGCGGAGCUUUGGGCGCGCUCGAGGCUGCGCUGGGAGCACUCAGAGCUGCGAUGGUGGAGCCUGCGCAGUGUGACGUGGUGCCCGCCCACAUUGCCGUGAUCUCAGAGCGGCUGCGUGCUGUCCUGGACCCCAGCGAGGAUGGUGUUGAGGUGCCAAGCAUUCAGCAUGAUGUUCCUUCUGCAGAGCUUGGACUGCUGAAGCAGAAGGCUGUGGACCUCCUGCUCACCUGCUUCUGCCAGAGCCUGGUGGCUGCCUCCAGCUUCGCCUCACCUCAGAGGCAGGGCCCCUGGGCUUCUCUCUUCACAAGUCUGCUGUGUGGACGUGCACUUCUGCCUGCAGUGCUGACACGCCUGUCCCAGCUGCUGCUCCAGCAGGGUCCCCGCCUUAGCGCCCCCCAUGUGCUGGGGCUGGCCGCACUGGCUAUCCACCUGAGUGAGUGUGAGCUGGUGUUGCCGCGUGCAGACCUGGGCCCAGCUGCCUCUGCCCAGGACCUCUCGGUGGCUGCCUUCCUGGAUAGCCUCCUGCCCUGCAGGACUGGGGAGUCCCUGCUCUUCUGUGUGAGGUUUUGUACGGCAGCAAUUUCAUACACCUUGUGCAUGUCUUCCUCUGAGUCCCAAGCUGUUACAUGCGGCCGUUUCUCUCCAGGUUUCGUGAAGAAGUUCCAGUUCACUGUGCUGAGACUGUUCUCUGAAGCCCGUGAGCCUCCCUGUGCAGAUGUGGGAGACCUACCCUGGAGGCCCCUUGGCCUGCCUUCCGCCGACUGGAUGAAGGCGGCCCUCUGUCUGUGGAGACAUAGGGCAUUCCGAGAGCUGCUGAAGGAGAAGGAAUUUCAAUUGAAUUACAGAGAUUGGCUGCAGUUAGAGCUGGGAAUUGAGCCUGCAGUUGAUGCUCUUUCAGCUACAGAGAGGCGAGACUUCCACCAGUGGGCGAUCUACCAGUGCUACUUGCCCGAGUCCCCAGCUGUGGGGGGCUGUGGCGGAGACCUGGAGACAGCCUGUGGUGUCCUCACUGAGGCAAUGAUGGACUUCUGUCAGAGCUCACAGAACCCUGACUCUGUGGAGAAUUCAGAUUUGGGCCCUGGAGGCCGCAUGGUAAACCAGGAUCUUCUUUCCAGAUUGCAGGAAAUGGUUGCGGAGCUGGAGCUGGAGCAGGGCGGCACACCUCGGGGACGCUUCCUCUUUGGGAUUUUUUGCAGGCGGCUGCAGGCACUGGGAGACAUGUCAACGGUGGCUGCCCGCCUUCGGAGGCAGCAGGAGCUGCUACUGCACAAACGGAUCCUCUUGGCCCUGCCCCCUACCAUGCUCUUCACCAGCCUCCAGGAGAAGCCGGCCACUGUCAACUGUGACGAGUUCUUGCACUUUGUCAACUCUGAACUGAGAAACAUCUACUACCACGGAGGCUCCCUGACCCACGACAUCACCGCUCACUUCUUCCGGGGACUCCUGAGCACCUGUCUACGUGGCCAAGACCCCUCCUUGCUGGUUGACCUGACCCUUGUUGCCUGCCAGUCCAAGUGCCCGAUAAUCCUGACCUCUGCCCUGAGGUGGUGGCCACGUUUAGAGCCGGUGCUCACAUGCCAGUGGAGGCGGCUUUCGCAAAGCCCACUGCCCCAAGCGCUGCAGCAGCUGGCAGAGGUCCAGGACCUGGCCAAGAGCUUCCUUUCCCUUGAUAUGGCCCUGCCCACCUCACGUGCCCCCAGCCCAGCCUGGCUCUCUGCGGCCUCCUUGCAUUUUGCCAUCCAGCAAGCUCUGCGAGAACAGGGCAGAAGGGAGCUGAAGAUGCUGGACCACAAACCAGACGAGGUGCUGUUGUCCCUCCUCUUCUUCUCUGUGAUAAGCCUGCUCUCAGCACACCUGGCACGGAACGAAGCUGUUGACCCUCUGAAGCUGAUGGCCAUGUGCACUGAGAUCCUCAGGUGUAUGGAGAGGAGGAGGGUACCCUGGCUUACCCUCUUCCAGUUGACAGAGACAGAGGCAGGGCUGGGCCAGGUGCUGCUCCGAGUGGCCUCCGACCACCACAUCAGGCUGUUGCCGCUUGCCUUCUUCAGCCUACUCCCCUACCUCGACCCCAAUGCCCUGAUCAGGGAGGACACCUUCUUGCACGUUGCUGUCAACAUGUACCUGAAGCUGAUGCAGCUCUUUUUGGCUGGGGAGACAAGCACCUUCCUGACUCAGGCUGCUCAGAGACAGCAGGACCAGGCAAGUGACGAUCCACUGGGGCUGAUAACAAAGGCGCGUGUCUUUCUGCUGCAGUUCAUACCUCGGUGCUCAGACAGGAGCUUCUCCAAUAUGGCCGAGCUGUUAGCCACUACCAAGGACCUGGACCCAGAAAUGAGCACUGUCCUCCAGAGCAGGCAGCAAGUUCUGUCCGACCUAGCCCUGUCCCAGGAGCCCCAGCUCUUCUGA